This is a messenger RNA of Trematosphaeria pertusa, 752 nucleotides long. Its product is annotated as SPX-domain-containing protein. NCBI's taxonomy places the organism in Eukaryota, Fungi, Ascomycota, Dothideomycetes, Pleosporales, Trematosphaeriaceae. Gene Ontology annotation, biological process: cellular response to phosphate starvation. The record is from RefSeq and is a predicted model, not a curated record. The transcript is spliced from 7 exons. Bases 183 to 668 code for a protein of 161 amino acids.
UUCCCUCGUGCGUCCCCGCCGUCCUAUCGGCGCCUGCUGACGAGCACCACCUGUCAAGUCCCGACCUGUAUGGUUAGAUCCGCACAACUCCCGGCCUUGGGUUCCUCGCUUGCGCAUCAUUUGCGCACCGCAUUCAAGGACUCCAGAGGAGCUCUGUCCGUUCCUUUCCUGCUACCAUCGCAAUGAAGUUCGGAAAACACAUACAGAAACGGCAGCUGGAGAUCCCAGAAUAUGCCGCUAGCUUUGUGGACUACAAGGCCCUCAAGAAGCUCAUUAAGAAACUCAGUGCAACCCCAGUGAUACCGCCGCAAGGGGAUAGCAGUCAUGGAUCGGAAGUUCUGGAUCCGCAGACAUCUCUGCAAGCCAACAAGGCCACCUUUUUCUUCCGAGUGGAACGAGAGCUGGAGAAGGUCAACACCUUCUACCUGCAGAAAGAAGCUGAGUUGCGCCUCCGUUUGGCCACGCUCCUCGACAAGAAGAAGGUCAUGCAGCAGCAUCCGCAGUCGGUCUCCAAGGCCUCCUCAAGAUACAUAGCGCUUGAAGAGGGCUUGAAGCAAUUCAGCAUGGACCUGAACAAGCUCGAGCAAUUCGUCGAAGUAAACGCGACCGCCUUCUCAAAAAUAUUGAAAAAGGUUCGGUAUUCCCUUCAACCCCCUGUCAGCCUCUAGCUAACACAUGUACAGUGGGACAAGACGUCUAAGUCCAGGGAAAAGCAGCUAUAUCUAUCGCGGGCCGUUGAGGUGCAACCCUGU